AAUGGGAAGUUCAGAGCUCCGAGACAGGAUGUGGAGUCAUUUUAGGAUUGUCCAGCCCCCCCACACACACUGACAGGCACACAAAACUGGAGUCCAGCUGCAGAAGUCCACAUCUGAACAGAACAGCAUCUGGAUCGAGUUUCGGCACCCGAAAAGUCUUCAUUCUCUCUCUGGUGAUCCCUAAAGUGUGACUGAACAUCUACCGGAUUCAGGUGAUGUCUCACCUCUGGACCCAUAUAUCAGCCUUGCUACUGCUGCUGUCAGUGGCUGAAAGUCUGAGCAGCCAUGAAGGAAAUGACAAUGAAGUUAUCAAACACACAGAGGCAGAGAUCAGCAGGAGACAGGCAAGACAGAAACUGGAGAUUGAGAAUGCCAUCAGAAACGUCAGCGAAGCAACACCGAGCAACGCGCCUACUACAUCACCAACCACAGUCUCCCCAACCUCCACCCUUGCUGCUUGGUGUCCAGGUAACCAGAUGAUGCAGGAGGCCGGAGCCAGCUGUGGCUGCCCACCUGGAAUGGUGCAGAUUGGUGACAACUGCACCUGCCCUGUUGGAUUCGCCCUGCAGGGAGGAGCGGAGUGUAAAGAUGUUGAUGAGUGUGAAGUGGAGGGGCUGGGGCCAUGUGGUCCCCAUGCCAGCUGCAAAAAUAGCCACGGCUCAUACUCGUGCGCCUGUCUCCGUGGCUUCCUAAUGGGUUCUGGAGGCUGCCAGGAUGUAGAUGAAUGUGCUCUGGCUGCAGUGACGGGUCUGCAGGCCUGUCACGAUGGAGCUGAAUGCACAAACACCCUCGGCUCUUUUACCUGCUUGUGUGCUGUUGGAUAUGUGAAGGCGGUAAAUGGGAAAGGCUGUGUAGAUGAGAACGAGUGUGUGUCAGACAGCCACAGGUGUGACACCAAUGCUCGGUGUGGCAACACCAUCGGAUCGUACUUCUGCCAGUGUUACCAGGGCUUUAAUGGGGACGGACACACUUGUUUUGACAUCAACGAGUGUCUUGUUAACAACGGCUAUUGUGAACACAACUGCACCAAUGAGCCAGGAGGGUACAGCUGCCAGUGCGCCUCAGGCUUCCAGCUGGACCAGAGUGGGCGCAACUGCACAGAUGUGGACGAGUGUUUGGCUCUAAAUGGGACUUGCAAGCACAUUUGCAUCAACACUGCGGGCUCUUUCCGAUGCGCCUGCAGGCCGGGCUUCCAGCUGCACAUUGAUGGGCGCACCUGCGUAGAUAUCAAUGAAUGCAAACUCCAGAAUGGUGGCUGCUCUCAUACCUGCUCCAACGCUCCUGGAGGAUUCAUCUGCCACUGCCCACAUCCCCUUCUGUUAGACACAGACAACCUCACCUGCAGGAACAUCACAUCCUGUACGCUGAGGAAUGGCGGUUGUGAGCAUGUUUGUACCAUGACUGCUGAAGGCCAGGUCCAGUGCGGCUGUCAAGCCGGCUGGAAGCUGGGUGGCGACACCCGGAGCUGCGUGGACGUGAAUGAGUGUGGAGACUUCACAAAUGGAGGCUGUGAGCAGCUCUGUGUGAACCACCCUGGUGGAUUUAACUGUAGCUGUAGAGAGGGAUAUGAAGUUCAAACGGACGACCCCACAAAGUGUAGGCCCGUGUGUGACCCACCAUGCCAGAACUACGGGGUGUGUGUGGCUCCAAACAGCUGUGACUGUCCUCCAGGUUACCCUGGUGUGGGCUGCUCAGCCAUGUGCUCUCCCCCUUGUGCCCAUGGAGGCACCUGCAUGCGUCGGAACAUGUGUUUGUGUCCUUCUGGUUGGACAGGAGCAGGCUGCCACACAGCUGUGUGUGAGUUGCCUUGUGCAAACGGUGGUCGUUGCGUGGGCCCUGAAACCUGCCAGUGUCCCUCGGACUACACUGGCUCUCAGUGUCUUACGCCUCUGUGCACUCCUGCUUGUCAGAACGGAGGACGAUGUGUGGAUGUCAACAACUGCAUGUGCACUGGAGGGUGGCAAGGAGCUCGGUGUCAGAUAGAGCCUGUUCAGUGUCAGAAGCCUUGUAGAAAUGGCGGCGUGUGUGUGGGCAUCAACAGGUGCCGCUGUCCCAAAGGGUUCACCGGCAGCCUCUGUGAAACAGCUGUAAUCACCCCUUGUGUCCCACCCUGUCAACACGGAGCCACAUGCUGCCCUCACAACACCUGUACCUGUCCAGAGGGCACAGCAGGACUGCGAUGUGAACGGCUGACGUGCCCUGUGGUCACCAUGGUGGUCAGUGCAGCGCGUGCGGUGAGGAAGGCCUUCAGGGAGAGUUAUGUUGAUCGCUGUGGACCCUUGGGAGUUCAGCUUUGCACUAAAUACAGGAUAAACCAGGCCAGAGUUUAUCUUCAGGCCUACAGGGUGGGCUACAGAAUCCAGUGUCCUGACAAGAAGGGCAGAUAAACACUGCUGCUACCCCUAAAGAAACGUUCAUCAUUUUCACCAAAGAGCCGUUUUGGAACAACUUGCAAAGGCAAAGCCACUUGAGCCGCAUCAAGGCAACCUCUAACUGUGAAAUCAGAUGAAAUGGAAUAAGUCUGAGGAACUCUGAGGGGAGUUUCACUCUUAUAUUGUACCCUGGUGUUGGACAGAACAGUGGAUGAAAACUGUGUUAUUUUCUUUGGUUUGUGUUGACAUUAGAUGACUCUGUUUAUAAUACAGUAAUAAAAUGUUUAAUUUAUGCUUUAGGCUAUAAAAUGUUUCCAUCAAUUGUGUUAUUGUGCCAGUAGUUAGAACAGUCUUAUUGUGUGAAGAUGUUUCAUUGGUUGUUUGAACAUUUUGACAGUUAAGGGCGUGGAACACACAAAAACACACAUUUUAAUUAUUAUUUCUCAUUAUAAUCAGCCACUUUGAGUUUUUCAUGCAGGCUGAAUGUGAAAAUAGUCUCCUACACCUAUCUCCUGCAUUAAUUUCUGAUA
Molecule: messenger RNA, 2902 nt
Organism: Nothobranchius furzeri (turquoise killifish)
Lineage: Eukaryota; Metazoa; Chordata; Actinopteri; Cyprinodontiformes; Nothobranchiidae
Product: fibropellin-1
Molecular function (GO): calcium ion binding
Source: RefSeq, a predicted model, not a curated record